UGCAGUUUACAACUAGCAACAAUCAUUAGGUUUACUUAUUUGUGGCUAAAAUGCAGAAACUCGAUAAGCAUUUGUAUUUUUGUUAUACGCGACCUGGUAGCUCUUUAUGUAGUUGAAAGCGGUUUAAAAUGGAAGUUUGGCGAAGUUGAAGGUCUAGUGAAGGGGAAGCACGCAGACAGACCCUGGCCGCUCGCGAACGAGCCAACAGCAUCUAAUCCAGUGAAGAAUCCAACGCUAGUCACAAACUUUGUUGUCAUGGCCGUGAAUGGGCGAAAGGCGUGAAACCUCGUUUAGCUUCGGCGACCUCGUUUCGAAAACAGCCGUGACGUUUCGCUUUUCCUGAGAGGAGUUUUUCUGCGCGCUUUUCUCGGCAACAGCAAAGCGAGCUUUCUCGGAAAGCGGGGGCGACGACCAGCUCAGCGGGUGCCAUGGCGUCGUCCAAAGUGCGUGAGCAGGUGGAGUCUUACUUUCGCGAGCUAAACUACGCUUCGUCGAGGAUCGUCGAAGACAUGUCAAUCAUUCGGCAAGCGCACGGCGACGACUGGGAUCGCAUAUCGGAAAAGAAGAAAACGGAGAUCGCUUGGCAGGCGUUGGUCGGCCCGGAUAUCAAAGAGAAGUACAACUAUUACCCAAAACAGUAUGCCGAAGUUGAAGUGUUUCCCGUCAUCGGUCUCAACACGGGCGACCGAAUGGUAUCGGACGAGGACGCUGCAAAUGCAAGGACUGCAAAGGCAGGGUGCUGGCGAGACGAGCAUUCUGCACCAUUCAAUUGGGAAACCCAGAGCCAGCUGAACAUGCGCAUCUUUGACUCAGUCGACGAAGUUGAUCGGAAAGAUGCCGCAGAGGAUUCAGUCACCAACGUUCCGGUAAAUGAACAGCAAACCUGUGGCCUGGCUUCCCAGCAAGCCUGCUGUGCCCCAAGCUCUGCUGAAAGUAAAAAUUUGGGAAGUACAGCUGUCGAGGUGGAUAACAAGGUUACCAGUGGAGUCAGCGUUGUGAUGACCAGCACCUUCAAACCCUGCCUGGUUAGCAGCAGUGCCUCCGAGCCCAACGUCGGCAGAGUAGCCAGCUCAAAACCUGACACCUCGACCAACACUCUGGAUGGCUCGGGCCUCAAGCACGUCAAAUUCAGCAACGGCGUAGAGUCAAGAGUUCCGCCGGCUGCACAGAAUCGAGGCGAGUCGAGGGCUGUCGUUGGCGGAAGCCUGCCAAGAGUGAUUCACGCAGAUCCCAAGGUUCAUGCUGGCAGCAGUGCCAUCGAAGCCAAGAUUCCGGAGCCGAGGCCUCCUCCGCCGUCGAGGUCGCAGGAAUCCGUGUGUUCGAUCGCGUCGCGGGGAUCCUCGAAUCCCCCGACUCCCGUGGAACGGAAGGGGCGCCGAAGGGCCCCGACACCACCGAAGGCUCCUCCUCCGGAUCCACCUCGGCCAAAAACGGCACCACCCAAACCACCAGCUGCAGCAGCACAUAGCCAGAAGCCUCCGGAAGCUCCCAGGAAGCAUCCGUCAUCGAAGCCACCCGCACCGCCUAUACCCACGGUCAAGUCACCCACCCGAGAGGCCGCGCCCAGACCGACCGAGAAGGAGGCUCCUGUGGAGGCCAUGCCAGUACGCCCUCCAAGGCUCCCAUCGCCACCGAAAGAUGAUCCAAAAGACAGUGAAAGAACUCCCAAGGAACCCAUGGCAGUUACAAGCCCUGAGGGGAUUCCAAAGACUGGAUUUGACUUUCUCGACAACUGGUAACGUGAAUGCCACUGACAUGUCAACUGAGACAAUGGAACCCAAUUGAGUGGACUUAAUAGUAUAUGCUAUAUACGCGGUGUUCCACGACUCUGCUGUGUGUUUUGUACUGGAGUUCAGGCUGUAUUGGUAUAGUCAGCUGAUACUGUGCACUGCUCCCUGCCCCUCCCCCAAGUAUGCUGAAUUAUGAUGAACUUCUUUUUAGAUGCGAAAAUGGCUGUCAUUUUGGACUUUAUUUCGAUGUCACCAUAGAAGUUGGGAAAGGGCAGAUGUUGCCUGCGUGACAAUAUUCGAGGGAAAAGGAGUUCCAUGCUGAAGUUUUGUAAGUGAAAUAUGUUUAUGAGAAGUGUAUUGGGUGUUGUUUGAGUAUUGAGGGCCCUGUUCUUUGGAAUGAUUCAUUUAAUUUUCCUUUCGUUUACAUUUCGUCAUUGGCUUGGAUGUCACCAUUAUCACCGAGAUCAGCCACAUGACGUGACGGAGGAUAAAAAAUAUGGAAAUGAAAAUGAGAUGAGCCAUUACGUAAUACUGUUUUAAUUACCAUAUAGGUGGUGGAGGUGCUUCCCCUUCAGUAUGUCUUAACAGACAUAGAAAUGGUAUAGGUGCUUCUUGGGUAAGGUGAGGGCUGACCAGGUGUAGUGAAAAUGUUGCGUCAUGGCUUGCUUUGGCUUCAGUUUUGGCAUGACGCUGAGACUCAAUUUUAUUAGCAAGCACUGCAGUCUCUCGGAAAUAUGCUUGCAGCCUAAAGCUCCAUUCAUGCAGCUGUCUUUCAUUCUGUAUCUUGCCAACUCGAGAGAAAAAAGCCUUUUGGCGAGAUCAGCGCAGUUUUCAGCAGCUGCAGAUCAUAGACGAAUAGUUGCCAGUGUCAUGUUACUGCGGUUGCCUGUUGCUGGUUGUCUUGUGUUCCAUGGUGGGAUGAGGGUUAAGGACGCCCUUAGAAGCUGAGAGCUUUGCCCUAAGGGCUUAGACAGAAAAUGAACAGGAUGGUUGCCGAGUAAGACAAUGACUGCUGGUCACUCUAAGAAGGGUUGUGUGAAUGGAGCCUAACAUCAUUGUCAAACUUUCAAGCAUGCUUCUGUUGAUGCAGAUUGAACUGGUCACAAAUUGCUCGUAAUGACACGUAACUCUCAAGCAUGCUUAACGCUGAUCCUGUUGUACUCGCACACUUUUUGGUUCAAUCAUAACCGGAGAGACCCAAUGCAGGUUGAGCUCAAUGAGAAUCGGAAGUCCUCUGUGACAGGGAUAUAUUGCAAAUGCUGUGUAAGCAAGGGUUCCUACCCUUAUCAACUGAGCUCUGCCUAUUCCAUUUUUCAACCGAAAAUAGGUGUUUUUGAUGGGAGAUGUGUGUGUGUGUUCACCACACUCACUGUCCCCUAGGCUCGGCUGAGACAAAUGCUGCCACUAAAGGGGUUGCUACUGGGGUCACCAUAGGGGUAAGGUGUGUGCUGAGUGGUCAAGUUCUAAUCAUCUGGUGAAAGCCAAUUUUAGAAUAAAAAUAAUGAAAGUUUAGGCCAUAUAAAUGCAUGAGCACUGGCUGCAACCUUCGUUUGGGAUCAAAUUAUCAGAAAAAUCGCAUUAAUCAAAGUCGUGUCAAUGGAAGUCUACUCUGUAUAAAGAUUUGUUCGGUUUUAAAGCUAGUCUGGCUGUGUGGAAACAAGAGCAUGUGCAAUUACGGUGUAUUCUCAACUAGAUAUGACAGUGUACUUUUUGUUAAACGUUCACACCCAGAGGAUGGUUCUAUGACAAAAUUCUGGCUGCACUAACAUUAAAGAGUUUCAGCAUGUCCGUAUAAGCACUACUAUUUAUGGAAUAUAUGUAGUACCAAAGCCAUGGACAGUAGCAGUGCACCUCCUGUCUACAUUGCUAGAGUUCUGUAAAAGGUAACGCAAUUGCUCCUAUGGUAGUACGGUACUCUCUGUAGGUUGUGGCAGCUGUUCUCAGCAGAGCUGCCUAGAAGUUUUCGGAGCUCUUUCUGACACUGUCCAUUGCAUCAUAUUGUGUCAGACACGAGGCUCUGCCUUUUCUGAGUGCGAACUUUCAUACUCUCCUUGUGAUCUAGCAGAAGAACAGGGGACACACUCUCGGAAGAUUGCUUUUGGGGAUGUCGCUUUCAAUGCGAACUGAUUAGCUAAACAAGUGGAUGGGAUGCUGGUCGCUCCAGCAAGUCGUCGGGCUGGGCGUUUCGUCGUGCAAAAGUGAGAGUGUCCUUGAAUGUGGUAGAUGGAGAAUACAGUCCAAGGUCUAUGAUCGCAUGUAUUUUGAGAGAGAAACCGAAAAAGGAAACUUCCAAUCUACCAAAUAAACAAGGAUGAGACACGCUGCUAGGAGACACUCAUCGGUGGACGGUUGCAAGUUUUGGCACUUUUUGCAUUUACUGCUGCUUCAAGUUGUCAGUCGUACAGCAUUCAGUAAGCUGGAACCUCUAACCAUGCUAAGUUACGCCGGCUAUAUUGCUUUGCAUUCCACUGGCAUGCUAAUUUUAUUGUCAUUUGUUUGGUGCUGGUGCUCAUGGCUUGACUUCGUGGAUGCGUUACUCGAGCAUUUGUUGCUUUUAAAUUUACAGAUGAAGUGAGUCUCAGUUCUGACAGAACUUACCAGAUGUGUUCACAUUUUUUGCGUAUCUGUAUUAUAUAUUGUGUGUUAUUUACACAUGCAAUUGCUUGCUGGUUGUUUAGUAAGUUUUCUGUACUGUCUUAACGAUAGGACAGUAUCAUUGUGCUGCUCAUUUGAGCACACUUUCCUAGUGUUUUUGUUAAUAUGUGACUCACCCUAUCUUGAUGCAAUAUGAAAGUAUUUACUCUGUUUGAAUGUAGCACUAUUUUAUGUUGUUGUAUUCUUUGCAUUUACUUUAUUAUAAUACUCCUAUAACAAGAAUUUACAUUUUGUACUUGAAAGCAUAUUUAUUUUUAUAUGGCUGCAGUGAAUGUGUGUAACAUGCUUCCUGGAAAAAUGGAAUCCAUCUUUAUAUACAGGUUUAAAGGAACACGAGAGAAACAGUCUAAUAAAGUAUUAACUUUAUUUACACUUUAUUUAAAGGAAGGAAAUUAUUAGACGACAAGGUGAAGGCUGAAGUCAUCUUCUAGCUCAUCUGUGUCUUUUGGGCUGUUUUUAGUAUGGAACCUAGCCAAUUAGGCCAAGUCAUCACAUUCCUGAAUUUCCUUUUUUGAAUUUAUUGCGAGUAUUGUGAAGCUCAUGGCAUCACGAAAUAAUUGAUUCCUCUCUAUUUGCUCAUAUUUAGAGCAUUUUCAUGCGUGUAAAGUUUAGAAAAAACAAUGUCCAGGUUGAGCUUAUGCCUACUGCUGGUGCAAUGUAAUCCUUCACUGUCAGUAAAGAAUUGCCUGUCCCCAAGCAAACACUGCCAAGAUCUCCAAUGUCACUGGGAACUUUUGUGGGAAUAUCGAGGUGGUGUUGCCACUUGUCCUUCAUGUUUGUAUCCCUCCUGGCUCCUAGUAAGACGAACCUAUCUGGUAUGCAUGAGGGAUAAUAUAUACCAAUAAAGCUUGACCUAGUGCAUUUCUUUAUCAUAACUUUAAGGAGCAUACACAUCGAAUAGGUCGUUGUGAAUAUGUUAUGAAUAGAUAUACAGUGAUUUUAAUUUGGAAUGGGACUCUACCUGCUAUGGAAGAAGGUAAUAAAUUAGGAGAGAGCAUUAUGUCACUCAACCAGCUUUGGCAAGUGAGCUCACUGAGAAGCCAUUACCCUUGCUUUUUCCUUCACAGCAUUGGCCCAUCACGUGACCUCUGAGACUCGGCGUAUCGGCUGAGAGUGUUUGGGUCCUGGUAGUUUAUAAUAGAUGUGCAUUUGUUCGGCUGUCCUGUCGUAGCUCUGCCUGCUGAAGAAGAGCACUAAAUCCUACCGCGCACUCUGACGUGAUGAUUACAUGUCGGACCGAUACGUUCGGCGUCAUUUGUGUUCCCCAAUGCUCUCUCCUAAUUCUUUCCUUUCUCCAUGAUCGGGUGCGCUGACUCUGUUGCUCUGGAAUUCUAAGAAUGUUGUGUUGAGGUUUCUUGGUUCAUUAUAAUAGAAGUAGAGUUUAAUGGCCACAUAAUUCAAGGUUGUCCUGCAGUGGACAUAAAUGUAGUCUGGUGAUGAUGAUGGUAAUGAAUUCAAGGUAGCCUCAUGUGCAUGUAAUCAUCUGCAUAACUUCAUUUCCCCGAUUCUGUGGCAUUGUCUAUUUGAGCACAAGGUUUGGAGUUGAAAUCUCAGCAUUGGCAGCUGCAUUUUGAUGAGGUUAAAUUAGAGAAGAGCCAACAUACUGAUAUUUGGUGAGUGUUAAAUAACCUCAGUCAAUCAAAAAUGGUGCAGAGUGCUCCACUAUGGUGUUUUUUGCAGCCAAGUGCACUGCUCUGGGAUGACAUACGGUACCCCAAUAUGUAUUAGAAAACAUUAAGCGCUUUGGCCUGCAGCAUAAUACUGCCAUCGGACAUAACCAGAGCAUAUGUGACGCUUUCAGUGUCCUCGUUUUAACAUAAGCAGGUUAUGAGCAUGCAUCAUUUCUUUUAGAAAUGUGAAUCUAUUUAGCUGUCACUGGAAAUUUCCAGCACCAUGUGCGAGAAAUAUAAAAAAGAACUUGGGCAUGUUUAGGUCAAGGAAGACAGAUUUUGUUGCAUACGUGGAUACUGGAGUGCAUUUUCUUGUUCCCAGUUUGGUCACUGUGUGCAAUGUCGUCAUGAUUUUGAUUUGUGUGCCUAGUUUAAGGCCUAUAUAUGUAGGAGUGCUAGAUCACAUGGUCAAGUUAAUACUUGUAACAGGGGUUCUGCUUUGUUCUUUCCUGUUUGCAUUUUACUGUCCAUCACAGUAAAUGGUCAUCCUUUUAUGGGAAGGAAGUGCAUGUGUACCUAUGUCACAAUUGAUGCAGCUCGGACCAGACAGUGUUUGGCUAAUCCUGCCAGUGAUAUCCUGGACUGCUUAAGUUGAUCACAUCUGCCUUGCUUUCAGUCUAUGCACUGUACAUCAGUAUAGUGGCAUCUGACUGGUUAUGUAUCAAUGCUAAUGAAUUGACGCUGCCCUCCGUUACUUUAGCUUUAGCAGUGGAGCUUUGGUUCCAAUGAAAAUGACCUACAUUUUCCCUUUAGAGCUUUCUGCAGCCACUUGCAACACUUGAAAUAAAUUUUGUUUUUCACCUUGUAAGCUUGUCUUGCAAAAA
Dermacentor silvarum is the source of this 6879-nucleotide messenger RNA. RefSeq lists its product as uncharacterized. NCBI's taxonomy places the organism in Eukaryota, Metazoa, Arthropoda, Arachnida, Ixodida, Ixodidae. The record is from RefSeq and is a predicted model, not a curated record.